AUGAGCUCCCCUCACAUCUGCCUGGCAUGCCGUCGAUCCAUCCGCCAGCUACGCCCUACCACAGUUGUGCAAUGGAGGUCCCGAGCUGCCUUCAUUUCUCUCAGUAACAACAAACCUCGAAGCAAAGAUGCCAGGUCGUCGAAGGAUGGCCAAUUGAAAUCCGACGAAUAUGAUGGGGUUUCAGCUGUGCCUCCGAGGAGGAAGACGGUUCGACCAAAGAAGGACGUUCCUGGAGAUGUUCUUGAAUCUCUCUUCGAGCAGACCAUCCACCCGCAACGACCAGAAGAGCAACAUCACACAGAUCAUGAAUCAAUACUGGAACCCUAUCAAAAAGUGCAGGAGUUAAGCAAGAUGAUGAAGGAUGGAGCACCUUACCCCGACCAAUGGGCAUUCUUUGUCGAGAACUUCGGUCCAGCUGCACAACGUGCACGAGGCAUAGCCCGAAUAUCAAUGCCUUCAUUCUUACGACCAACGAUCAGCUCUAUGUGGCACUCCAUCGUACAGGCAAAGGAAAAUGGCCAUCCAUUGCCAGAAUCACUUCCUACUACUGCGGAAAUUUCAAGGGUCUUCAUGAAACUCGGUUAUCUCCAAGGUCACGAUUGGAUUGAGAUGGUGUCUCAUCCUAUCCGAGCCAUCUUAACGAUGAGGAACAGGGAGUUGGAUGACCCAGAGAUGGAGAAACGUCAUACCGAAGAUCUGAUUGGUGCCUGGAAUAUUGCCUGCCGGGAUAUAGGGCAGUUGGAAAAUAUUCAUGAUAGCGAUUCUCCAUUCUACUGGUCAUCAUUGCCAGCCAUCUCGACAGCGGAUGCACUCAAAGUACACAAGAAACUAGGCUCCCACGAUUGUUUUGGGCUUCUGGUUCCUUCUUUCUCACUGGGAAGUCUGAAAGCAUUCCCUGUAGUUGCUCUUGCUACCUUUGGGCUUUUGACAGAACGUACCGUCGCUACAGAAAAGCUGAACAUAGAUGUAUCGCCUCUUUUGAUGACAUUGAGCAGAGUGAUUAGCGUUCCCGGCUUGGAUUAUAGCAGAAUCUACUCGCCAUAUUCUACAUCAAAUGUCGCCCAGUGUUCGGAUUAUGUCAAAGCCAAUUGGACUGGAAUCUUAGCUAGGGCAGCAGAGAUGGCACAAUAUCACCAUCCUGAGGUUGACAAGACAAAAUCAGAACGCGUGUCGCGUGCACCCGUUCAGAUCAGUGUAAGCUACAUCAACAGAAGACUUCAUGAAGCUUUUACCAAAAAGAACCUACGGCAAGUCGACGAGAUCUGGGCGGACGUGUCUAAAUGGCCGGUGAACACCUCAAGCUCUGAUGGCCCAUCCACCGAACCAGGAACGAUGUCAAUCACUUUGGCUAAUUACUUGAUUCUUGUCUACAUGGGACUUCGCCAACCGAAUCGUGCCAUCGAUGUUUGGAAUCACAUGGUUAACACUGGUUUGACUCCGACUUUGAGAACCUGGGAUUCAAUGAUGACAGGAACUAUCAAUGCUAGAGACCCUCGGGCACUAGAACAGGUCUGGACGAAGAUGAGAAUGGCGCAAGUUGAGCCGGACACAAUCUGCUGGGCGACAAGGGUCGGUGGACUGCUCACAUGCAGAAGGACUGAUGCUGGGGUUGCCGCACUUGAUGAGAUGGGCCGUAUAUGGAUCGAAGCGGCGAGGCGGAAGUAUCCCAGCAUGGAACAGUCCGAAUUACAGUUGAGAAAUGAUGUCGCCGGCGCGGUCAAACCUUCGAUUGAAGUAAUAAAUGCCGCAAUAGGGGCAUUGUUCAAGAACAACUUGGCCAAAGCUGCCUACAAGAUUCUGGCAUGGGCUGGAAAGUUUGGCAUCGCCCCAAACGUUGAUACCUACAACGCUCUCCUCGGGGCCUUGGUUCGGGAAGGUCGUUCACAAGAGGCCAUGGCUCUGUUACAGCGGAUGCAUAAGACUGGCGUGCAACCAGACAGCUACACCUUUACGACAAUUCUAGACGAAACAUUCCGAUCCGUGGAUGGACAUACACCAGAAGAGGCCAAGGAGAUCGUUCAAAGUGUCUUUACUGAAAUGGAGCUCGCAGGCCUCAAGCCCAAUGUUCAAAUAUUUGGCAAAAUCAUCCGCCAAUUACUUCCUCAAGAAGUUGUUCCGCCCGAAGAAUUGGCCACUGUCCAUGCCGUGAUUGACAUAAUGAACAAGCAGGGCGUAGAACCUAACUCUUUCAUCUUCACCAUGCUCUUAGAGCAAUACUUUGCUCAGACACCGCCAGAUAUGGACGCUGUGCGGAAUACGAUUGAGCGCGCGUCAAACACUAAGGGUGGAACCGAUGGUAUAUUCUGGGACCGAGCAAUUGAAGGGUAUGCCCGCCUCAAUGAGACCGGGCCCGCCAUGAGGAUUCUUGGAAAGGUUCAAGCCUCGAAGGGUAGGGUAGGCUGGACAGCAAUGAGGCUGUUGUUAUUGGCUUUGGUGGAGAAUCAGGAAUGGGAAAUGGCAAAGACAUUGGUCAACAAUGCUAUUAUAGAUAAUGGGGCACCAGUGCCACGUGAAGUACGAGGUCACGAACGACAACUGAGUUGGGAGUUUUGGAGGUUGGCUCGUCAGUUUGGUCUUGUUGAGCAAGGGCCGGAACCCAAGGCGCAGCAUAUUAAAAAUACGCAGAAGUGA
Messenger RNA from Cadophora gregata, 2631 nucleotides. RefSeq lists its product as uncharacterized. Bases 1 to 2631 code for a protein of 876 amino acids. The transcript has a single exon. NCBI's taxonomy places the organism in Eukaryota, Fungi, Ascomycota, Leotiomycetes, Helotiales, Ploettnerulaceae. The record is from RefSeq and is a predicted model, not a curated record. Gene Ontology annotation, molecular function: protein binding.